This is a messenger RNA of Lepus europaeus (European hare), 1011 nucleotides long. Its product is annotated as lysM and putative peptidoglycan-binding domain-containing protein 1-like. The transcript has a single exon. Lineage: Eukaryota; Metazoa; Chordata; Mammalia; Lagomorpha; Leporidae. The coding region runs from base 1 to 666 and encodes 221 amino acids. The record is from RefSeq and is a predicted model, not a curated record.
AUGGCUUCACCCUCUAGACAGCCCCCUGUUGGGGCGUCAGGACUGCUUCAAGGGAGCCAGGCUCGUUCUUAUGGAAGCCUGGUGCAAUCGGCCUACUCCCCAGUGAGGGAAAGAUGCCUAGAGCAUCAGUUGGAGCCCGGAGAUACCCUGACUGGACUAGCUCUCAAAUACGGGUUGACAACGGAACAGAUUAAGCGUGCAAACCGCCUUUAUACAAAUGACUCCAUCUUCCUGAAGAAAACCCUCUACGUCCCCAUCCUGACAGAGCCCAGAGACCUGUUCAAUGGUUUGGAUUCUGAGGAAGAGAAGGAUGGAGAGGAAGAUGUACACCCAAGUAAGGAUGACGUCUGGCCACACCCAGCUGAGAGGAAGAAACAAGAGACAGGUGCAGGACAUGCCAGUGGUGAAGUCCUCCCCACACCUAGCCCGGACCUGGCCACACCCACCCAUGAUCUCUCUGCCUCUGACUUCCUUAAAAAGCUGGAUUCACAGAUCAGCCUGUCAAAGAAAGCUGCUGCUCAGAAGCUGAAAACGAGGGAAAGCAGGGUACCUGGGGAGGAUGCAGGUCUCCAGCUGAACUCCCCUCGAAUGCAACAACGAGCAGUCCUAGGUCCUGUCACUGACCCAGACCUCUUGGACCCAGACACUACGAGACCAGGAGGAUGAAAUCUUCAAGCUCUGAUGUCCCCAGAACUGGUUGAGAGAAGCAGUGUGUUGAUGGAGCAACUUGAGGGGCAGAGGAGCCUGAGGUGAGGCUCAAGAACAUGGCUUCCCAGCUUACCUCUCAACUCCAGCCAUCUUCCCCAGCCUCCUUGCCUAUCAAGAGUUCCUUGACCUGGGGCAUUUUUAUUGGCAAGAGUAGGGGGUGGGUUCUAGACCUCUUGCUGGUUCUUGGGCUGAACCUAGACUUGACCCUUAGAUUCAAAAGACUCCUUUUACACCCUUGCUGCCUUCCCUAUCCCGUUUACCAUUCCUUGUCGUUAGAGCAGGGAAGCAGAGGCUCCCCCUCAA